UGCUGGCUCGCGCGCUGCAUGCACGCUCGUAUCUCCGCCUCGCGCGCUUCUCCUUUUGAACCGCGCUCGCGCAGCCGGCGUAGUAAGUGGGGACGCAUAUAAGGCCCCAAACCGACUCCCGUGCCAGCACACUUGGCACGCUCCGUGUGGCCUCUGCCGAUCUACCGCCGACGAGCGACUCCACCGCAGGCGCCAAACGCCACCGACGAACGCCGUCGACAUGAGCAACCUCUACACUCUUUGCUGCCUGCUUGCGCUCGGCGCAGCGGCAUCGGCCCUGACGCGGAAGGAGGAGGCAGCGGAAAUCGCUCGGCGCAAGACCUCCCAGACACACCUGUACAAGAGACCGCCGGCUCGCGCGACAGCGCCGGCGGGAGACGAGGCGGUGACCGAGCUCGACGACGAGGCCGCCGUGUCGGACGAGUGUCCCGAGCCCAACGGCUACUUCCCCGACGCCGAGCAGUGCGACAAGUACUACGACUGCCGCGACGGCAAGCUCACCGAGAAGCUCUGCCCCGACGGCCUGGUCUUCAACGACUUCAGCCCCCAGCACGAGAAGUGCGACCUGCCGUUCGGAAUCGACUGCUCCAAGAGGCCCAAGCUCCAGAAACCAAAGCCGACCGCGCACUGCCCGCGCAUGCACGGCUACUUCGCUCACGAGGACCCGACCAACUGCAACACCUUCUACUACUGCGUCGAGGGUAAAUUCAACAUGAUCAAGUGUCCCGACGGCCUGGUGUUCUCCGAGAAAACCGGCAUCUGCACUUGGCCCGACGAGGCGCAGAAGAUCGGCUGCGGCUCGCGGGAGCUGUUCAACUUCACUUGCCCCAAGGUCGACGAGAGCGUCGCGGCCACCCACCCGCGCUACCCCGACGCAGAGGACUGCCAGUACUUCUACGUGUGCAUCAACGGCGAGACGCCGAGGCGCAGCGGAUGCAAGCUCGGGCAGGCCUUCGACGAGAGCACCGGCAAGUGCGACUGGGCUCGCAAGAUUCCCGAGUGCGCCAAGUGGUACGACGGCGUGCUCACCGACGCCGAGCUCGACGCUUUGGAGAACCCACCCAAGCCCAAGUCCAGCGGAUCUAGCAGAAGGAAAGGGCAGAAACGCAACCAGCAGGCCGAGCCUGAAUCGGAUUGAAGCUCCCCGUGGACAAACGACGUCUGCUUAUCUCAAUGUUAACGAAUCAUUUUCCCCACCCCACUUCCCCUCUCUCAAAUUCCAAUUGUCUGUGUAUGUUUUGGUUGUGCCUUGCGGUUGUAAACGCGCGCAAAGACUGAACUCAACUCAGCUGAUACGUUUUAUUCGACACUUUUUCUCAUAUACAAUGCAAUCUUAGUUUUUCUCGUUCGACGCGAGCGACGACUCAUCCGAAUCUUAGUGCACUAUUUUCUACGCUUGAUCGUAGUCCAUCGUGCUUGUACGUGUAAGAUAGUUAGUUUAUAUGUAUAUCCUAGGAAUAUUUUGUUAAGUGCCGUUCGUAAAUAAUUGAAUGCACGCGUGGGCCGAAAUCGAUAUACACAGAGAAACGAGAUUCCUUCGUUUUGCAAAUCACGAUGACUUUAAUGGCCAAUAAAUGUAUUCUAUUCGACUCAAUCUACAUUGUAAAUGCUUAUUCGGAGUUCUCCACGUGUGGACACCAUGUUGCGAUGGCAAAGAAAAAAAAUAUCACGAUAAUCGAGUCCAUUCGUCAUUCUUUCCUAUACAGCUUUUGAAAAGGAGAGUGGGGAAAGCGAUCGGAUAGAAAAGUGUCGAGAACGAGAAGGGGGAAACUCGAAAAAGAGGGAGACAACGCUA
Molecule: messenger RNA, 1795 nt
Organism: Phymastichus coffea
Lineage: Eukaryota; Metazoa; Arthropoda; Insecta; Hymenoptera; Eulophidae
Gene: Cpap3-b
Product: protein obstructor-E-like
Exons: 4
Coding region: 221-1138 (305 amino acids)
Cellular component (GO): extracellular region
Molecular function (GO): chitin binding
Source: RefSeq, a predicted model, not a curated record